Molecule: messenger RNA, 2164 nt
Organism: Coccomyxa subellipsoidea C-169
Lineage: Eukaryota; Viridiplantae; Chlorophyta; Trebouxiophyceae; Coccomyxaceae
Product: succinate dehydrogenase
Exons: 12
Coding region: 1-1821 (606 amino acids)
Biological process (GO): mitochondrial electron transport, succinate to ubiquinone; tricarboxylic acid cycle
Molecular function (GO): electron transfer activity; flavin adenine dinucleotide binding; succinate dehydrogenase (quinone) activity
Source: RefSeq, a predicted model, not a curated record
AUGGCAAUGUUGCCCGCUGAAUCGUCUUACCCGAUCAUAGACCACACCUACGAUGCCAUUGUCAUAGGUGCUGGUGGAGCGGGCCUCAGAGCUACCGUGGGGUUGUGUGAGGCAGGCUUCAAUGCAGCGUGCAUCACAAAGCUGUUUCCCACGCGUUCCCACACAGUGGCAGCGCAGGGCGGCAUUAAUGCCGCGCUGGGUAACAUGUCAGAGGACGACUGGAGAUGGCAUGCGUAUGACACCAUUAAGGGCUCUGACUGGCUCGGCGAUCAGGACGCAAUCCAGUACAUGUGCCGCGAGGCGCCCAAGGCAGUGACAGAGCUCGAGAACUAUGGGCUGCCCUUCUCGCGCACGCCGGAGGGCAAGAUAUACCAACGCGCGUUUGGAGGCCAGUCCCUGGACUUUGGCAAGGGCGGGCAGGCAUACAGGUGUGCAUGCGCGGCUGACCGUACCGGGCACGCCAUGCUGCACACGCUGUAUGGGCAGAGCAUGAAGCACGACUGCCAGUUCUUUGUGGAAUACUUUGCACUGGACCUGAUCAUGGACGACAGCGGCACGUGCCGGGGAGUGAUGGCGCUGUGCCUGGAGGAUGGCACGCUGCACCGCUUCCGCGCGGCGCACACCGUGCUAGCCACCGGCGGCUACGGCCGCGCGUACUUCUCUGCAACCUCAGCGCACACCUGCACCGGGGACGGCAAUGCCAUGGCCGCGCGCGCCGGCCUCCCACUGCAGGACCUGGAAUUUGUGCAGUUCCACCCGACAGGCAUUUACGGCGCGGGUUGCCUCAUCACGGAGGGGUCCCGCGGCGAGGGCGGCAUCCUCCGCAAUAGCGAGGGCGAGCGCUUCAUGGAACGGUACGCGCCGACGGCGAAGGACCUGGCGUCGAGGGACGUGGUGUCGCGGUCGAUGACGAUGGAGAUCCGCGAGGGGCGCGGGUGCGGCCCCGAGAAGGACCAUGUGUACCUGCACCUCAACCACCUGCCGCCUGAGCUGCUGGCCGAGCGCCUGCCCGGCAUCUCCGAGACUGCCGCCAUCUUUGCCGGCGUCGAUGUCACCAAGGAGCCCAUCCCGGUGAUCCCCACGGUGCACUACAACAUGGGCGGCAUCCCGACCAACCUUCGGGGGCAGGUCGUGCUACCCACAAAGGACAACCCGGACGCCAUCGUGCCGGGGCUAUACGCGGCUGGCGAGGCGGCCAGCGCGAGCGUGCACGGCGCCAAUCGGCUGGGCGCCAACUCGUUGCUGGACAUUGUCGUCUUCGGCCGCGCCUGCGCCAUCACCAUCUCCGAGGAGGGCAAGCCAGGAGAGUCGCAGCCGGAGCUGGCGGCGGACGCUGGGCAGGACACGAUCUCACGUCUGGACAAGCUGCGGCACUCACAGGGGCCCCUCAGCGUGGCCCAGAUCCGCAGCAACCUCCAGAAGACCAUGCAAGCAGAUGCCGCCGUCUUCAGGACCCAGGAGACGUUGGAGGAGGGGUGCAAGAAGGUGGACGACAUUGUUGAGUCGCUAAAUGACGUGGGCCUCAAGGACCGUUCCAUGGUGUGGAACACUGACCUGGUGGAGGCAAUGGAGCUGGAGAACCUGCUUAUCAACGGCGCGGUGACGAUCCACAGCGCGGAGCAGCGGAAGGAGUCCCGGGGGGCGCACGCGCGCGAAGACUUCACCACGCGCGACGACAAGCACUGGAUGAAGCACACCGUCGGCUACUUCGACUACAAGGCGCCCGGCAAGGACAAGGUCAGGAUUGACUACAGGCCGGUGCACGAUCAGCCGAUGGACUCAGAGAUGGAGCACGUUCCUCCCAAGGCCAGGACAUAUUGAGCACCGCAGCUUAGAACUUGCUUCUCCUGGUCGUGCAUGUGGUGGAAUGAUUGCAAUCGGAUUGAAAUCGAGGAAAAAAGGAGAAAGCUUUCUGCGCAUGUGCGCAUGCAAGGGCGUGCAUGUUUGGGUCAUUUCUUCAGUGUCUGCCCGGGUACCGCUGCAGAUUGGCAGUGCAUUUGUCUUUGGGACCCGAGUCUGUUGCUAGUCUUGCAUGUAGAGGUUUUGCGGUAUGCACUGCACAUUAGCAAUGAUGUGACAAUGAUUUGUAGACCUAGGUUGGUGGGAAUGAAAGUGUCCGACUAGAUAUUUACUGCGCACUUAAAGACAUUCUUGUAUCGACAAA